UCCGCACGCGGGUGCCAUAGCAGCGGCGGCGGCGAGGAGGAGGAGGAGGAGGGUGUGUUCUUGAGCCCCCUCCCCUCGGUGUCGGAGGUGGAGAGAGGAGGAGACCGGCGGCGGAGGCGGGAGGAGGAGGAAGUAGAGGCGGCGGAGAAUAGCGGGCAAAUGGAGCUGUGAAAGGCUGCGAGAGGUCCGGAGGAAGGAGCUGAGCCGUGCGAGCGGUUUCGAUUCGCCCCUUUCGUCGCCCAGCCCAGCCCAGCCGAGCCCAACCCAGCCCGGGCUCUGGCUUAUAAAACUCCCAAGUGCCGCCGCCUCCGCCUCAGACGGCGGUUUUCCCAGAAAAAAAGCCCAGCCGCGCCGUUGCUACCCCUCCUAUCUAUUCCUGCCUCACCAGGGCGGGUGGAAAGGGAAAACGCUCCCUCCGCCGGAGGCACCUUCUCGCCGGCUCGGAACCUUUCCGGAUUCGCCGAGCCUCUCGGAGGGCCUGCAGAAAAAGGUUGCACCGAACUUGCUGCUGCUCGCUCACUCGCCCGCCCUCCGCUCGCUCCUUUUGCCUCCCCGCCUCGGCCAUGCCCGUCGGUGGCGUGAGGAAGUUUCCUGAUGGCUGCUGAGAGGUUCCUCUUCUCUCCCAUCCCUGCCUCUCCGCUCCGGCCGAGGCUUGCGGUGCUUCCUCCCCUAAGCAGCCUUUGGGUGAAAUGCUGAAGAGCUGGGCCCCCUCUUCGCCUUUUCCCUAGUUCCAGGCUUUUUUUUUUUGCUUUUUCUUUUUUCCUUUUGGAAACCGAAAACGGGCGUCCUCUUAACGGCCGUAAUUACUUCGGAGUAAGGUGUCGGCAUCCUUGGCGAGAGGGGAGGAAUCCUUCCCAAUCCUUCUCUUUUCAGAAGAAGGGCAUGCUCUGCUGAAGGGGGCAACAAGAUGCAGACCUUCUUGAAAGGGAAAAGGGUCGGUUAUUGGCUGAGCGAGAAGAAAAUCAAGAAGCUCAAUUUCCAAGCUUUUGCAGAUCUUUGCAGGAAAAGAGGGAUAGAGGUUAUACAGCUUGACCUUACCAAACGAAUAGAAGAUCAGGGCCCAUUAGAUGUGAUUAUACAUAAACUGACAGAUGUCCUAAUUGAAGCUGACCAAAAUGACAGCCAGUCGUUGGAGUUGGUUCACAGGUUCCAGGAAUAUAUUGAUGCUCAUCCUGAAACUAUAAUUCUGGAUCCUCUUCCUGCUAUCAGGACAUUACUGGACCGAUCAAAGUCUUAUGAACUUAUUAGACAGAUAGAACUGUAUAUGAAAGAUGACAGAAUCUGUUCUCCACCAUUUAUGGAAUUAACAAAUGCAUGUGGAGAAGACACCUUGAAGCAAAUAGAAAAAAAUGGAAUUGCAUUCCCAUUCAUUUGUAAGACAAGAGUCGCCCAUGGAACCAACUCUCAUGAGAUGGCUAUCAUAUUCAACCGGGAAGGCCUGAAAGCCAUCCAGCCUCCAUGUGUGAUUCAAAGUUUCAUCAACCACAAUGCUGUCCUGUACAAAGUCUUUGUGGUUGGGGAGUCAUACACUGUGGUGAAGAGGCCCUCUGUGAAGAACUUCUCAGCAGGCAUUUCUGAUAGAGAAUCAAUAUUUUUCAACAGCCACAAUGUAUCAAAACCAGAAUCCUCUUCCAUCUUAACAGCACUUGAUAAAAUAGAAGGGGUGUUUGAGAGACCAAAUGACGAUGUUAUCCGAGCAAUCUCAAAGACACUAAGGCAGACUUUGGGGAUUUCUCUCUUUGGCAUUGACAUUAUCAUUAACAAUCAGACUGGUCAGCAUGCAGUCAUUGAUAUUAAUGCAUUUCCAGGAUAUGAAGGUGUCUCAGAGUUUUUCACUGACCUCCUGAACCACAUAGCUACCACCCUGCAGGAGCAAACUCCAGAGUUAUCCCAGCUGAACCAUAACAAGUUCCUGGCAGAGCAGAGCAGCAGCCUCGUGGGGGAGCGGACGUGCUGUGCUAACACUGGCUGCCGGACCAUGGCAAGCCAAGACCCCUGGAUUGUGGAGAACGAAACCAACAGCUCAGUCAAGCUGCAGCACCAGAGGCUGAGCUGUAACUCAUCCAUGUCACCGAGUUUUCAGCAGCAUUGUGUGGCCACGUUAGCCACAAAAGCUUCCUCUCAAUGAUCCCUAUCUGUGCCACAGACUGAGAAAGAAAGCCGUCAGCUCCUGGGCUGUGAAUUCAGUGUAAUUUUUUGAAAGAAAGUGAAAUUAGUGAUAUGGGUCCACUUUAACAAAUUCCUCUUAUAGUUCUAUAGUGAGUUUAUCCAUCCAUGUAUGGGUGCCUAUUGUGUGCAUGUAUCUUAAACACUAUAUCUUAAUGUGGGAGGAUGGAUUUGUGUUUUUUUUUUCCCAUGCCUUUUCCUUUUCUUUGUAAUCAUCGACCAGAAUUGGGUGAUGAAUCAUCCCGGAUUGAUAAGAAUUUGUGUUGAAAAUUUGCACACUGGGAUUCAACCCCCUUCCAUCUUUUUUUCAGCCCAUUCCAAAGAGUAAAACAUGCAUUGAUUGUACACCUAAAUCCAGAGGAAACCUGCAUACCCAAGAUCAGCAUUUUACUUCUUUGUGGAAAACUUCGAAAUUAGAAAGUGCUUCAGAUAGUUUCCCAUUUCCCUAAAGAAGAAGAAUGCCUGGGUAUUUGUUUGCUAUUGUGAAAAACUGUAGGUUAAUGUAAUACUGCCCUUAAUCUCAUUGUGGGGGGCGGGGGCAAAGGACUUCCUAAUUGUUGGAGGAUUACCACAUCUAACAUAAGAACAAGCUAGGGAGUUUAGCUUUUUUUGCUGCUUUUCUGAUCCUGAGACUAAAGGACAUCACUUUCACGUAUUUAUUAACUGAUAGGGUGGCUUAUUUUUAGCUUUGUAUGAUGCACAGAUCCAUUCACUGUGAUUUAUAAAUUAUGGUUCCUUUGUUAGGGUGGGCUUGUGCAUCAUAUUAAACAAGAAACUCAAAUUGUGGAUUAGCAUUACAUGUGAUUUAGGGGCCUGUUUAUAAGCACUACUCUGCACAAGUAUUUUUCCUUAGUGGUGGGUAGAAGUAAAAGUAAAUUUGUUGAAGCAAAUCAGCAGCAAUUUGUCUCCAUUUCUGGUCUAUCAUUUGUGGGGUUGAACAUUUGAGAUACAGUAUAAGGGUAAUAUUUAUCUAACCUGCAAUUCAGUCUGGUUAUAUUUUAAGAACAAGUAACAAAACAACAGUGCAUCUUUAACUCUGUUUCUUUCAACACAACAUCAUCUUUGUGCAGCUUUGAACUGGUCAUUAAUUUGAAAAGGUACUGUGAAUGAGUUUUGGGACUCUUAAUUUGAGACAAUCUUUAAAUUGUCUCAGGAAACAUUGUUAAAGUAUUUUACAUAUUUAGAUACAUUUGGAAAGAUUGAUCAUCAUGAAUUAGGGAUCUAUGGACUAAUUCACACUCAGGUAGUAGUGUGAAUGUAUAUGACAUACAUGCUACAAGUUGUACACAUGAAUCCCAACUUUUAAAAGGAUAAUAUAUUGGUAAUACUUGCAUACAGGCAACAUUAUGUGUUUUUUGUUGGAUUAAAGAAAGUUUGAAUUCUCA
Molecule: messenger RNA, 3551 nt
Organism: Ahaetulla prasina
Lineage: Eukaryota; Metazoa; Chordata; Lepidosauria; Squamata; Colubridae
Gene: ITPK1
Product: inositol-tetrakisphosphate 1-kinase
Exons: 10
Coding region: 908-2128 (406 amino acids)
Biological process (GO): inositol trisphosphate metabolic process
Cellular component (GO): cytoplasm
Molecular function (GO): inositol-3,4,5,6-tetrakisphosphate 1-kinase activity; ATP binding; magnesium ion binding
Source: RefSeq, a predicted model, not a curated record